Cololabis saira (Pacific saury) is the source of this 965-nucleotide messenger RNA. RefSeq names its product FSHD region gene 1 (gene frg1). Gene Ontology annotation, cellular component: nucleolus; catalytic step 2 spliceosome; striated muscle dense body. The record is from RefSeq and is a predicted model, not a curated record. The coding region runs from base 65 to 832 and encodes 255 amino acids. Lineage: Eukaryota; Metazoa; Chordata; Actinopteri; Beloniformes; Belonidae. The transcript has 9 exons. Gene Ontology annotation, molecular function: actin filament binding.
ACCAUAAUUCAGGCUUUAGUGUUUACUCGAUAAGCUAACUGCAAAUGCUAGGCUAGCUGAAGAAAUGUCUGAAUAUUCAACUGUAAAAACCACGAAACUGGUUUUGAAAGGUCAAGGUAAAGCAAAGAAGAGAAAGCACAAGGAUAAGAAGAGAAAAGCUGCAGACGAAGAGGAAAAACCCGACGUUGUCGAUGGUUGGUGGACUGUCAGCAGUUAUGGAGAAAUUGCAGGAACAGUUGCAGUAGAGAUGCAGAUAAACUCAUACAUCCAUGCCCUGGAUACCGGGCUCUUCACUGUUGGUGCACCGCACAAAGAUGAUGAGGGACCAGACCCACCGGAGCAGUUUACUGCCAUCAAGCUCUCAGACACACGGAUAGCUUUGAAAUCUGGAUAUGGAAAGUUCCUGGGCAUCAACUCUGAGGGUUUGGUGGUUGGGCGCUCCGAUGCCAUCGGUGCAAGAGAACAAUGGGAACCAGUCUUCCAGGAUGGAAAAAUGGCUCUUAUGGCAGCAAAUAGCUGUUUCAUCUCCUACAGUGACAGCGGGGACAUCGAGGCCAAGAGCAAGACGGCAGGAGAUGGCGAGAUGCUGAAGAUCCGAACAAGUACGGAACGGGAAGUCAAACACAAGGAUGACCUUGCAGAUGAAGACCGUGGUAACGUGAAAUCCUGUGAGCUCAAUUAUGUGAAAAAGUUUCAGAGUUUUCAAGAUCGGCGGCUCAGGGUUAACGAGGAAGAUUCCUCCAACCUAAAGAAAGCCAGAACGGAUGGGAAAUUUCAUGAAGAGUUGCUCGACAGGAGAAGCAAAAUGAAAGCAGACAGGUACUGCAAAUGAAGACUCGCUGGAUUUCUGCCAUGUCCUUUACAUGUUUUUAGAUUUUUGUUGAUGUAGUCAUCUGACAUGCUACUGGAAGUUACCUUUUUCCCAACUUUUUAUAUGAUUGAAUAAACAUAUUAUGGAUAAAUCA